AUGUCUUCAACUGGAUCUCGAACCCCAACUCAACCUUCACGUCAAUCUUCCCAAGCUUCUCCACAAAGAAGUGGAAGUCCGUCGCUAAGACCGUUGAGUUCCGUCUACAACUCGCCAGUUCGUUCUCAAGGAAGUCGAGGUAGAUCUGCACAACCUCAAGAAAGUGAAAGGAGCUCGGUUCGGUAUGAAUCCGACAUGGAAACAUCAAGCAGAAUGGAUGGACAAAGCAGUGUUUCGAUGGUAUCAUCGCAAAGGAUGGGAUCGCAUACAAGACCUGACAUCAAUACCGCACCUGCUCAUCACCGUACCGUUCGAAUUGAGAAUGCCGAUGAUGAAUUGAUGGAAGGGGAGAAAGGUGCGGGAGAUGUGACAGCUCGAUUAUAUAUAUGGGGAACUCGGGAUAUAAUACCAUAUUUGGAUAUCACAGCAAAUGAACUAUUCCAAGAGAAGUAUCAAAAAGUGUUGAAUACACCAAUCGAAAUACGUCCGUUCAACGCUCAAAAGACUCGUAAUCUACGAGCUCUGAAUCCUGCAGAUAUGGAUCAGCUGAUAACAAUUCACGGAUUGGUUACGAGGACGUCGACUUUAAUACCCGAAAUGAGACAAGCUUUCUUUCAGUGCUCUAUUUGCAACAAUUCGGUCGAAGCAGAUGUGGAUCGUGGUCGUAUUGAAGAGCCAACAUCAUGUGCACACUGUCAUCAUACAUACACUUUUCAGCUGAUUCAUAAUCGUUCCCUAUUUAUGGACAAACAAAUCGUCAAGUUGCAAGAAUCACCUGAUGAUAUGCCAGCCGGUCAGACACCGCACACACUAACACUGUUCGUGCAUGGAAGUUUGGUGGAGUCAGUGCAACCUGGAGAUAGAGUAGCAGUUACGGGGAUAUAUCGAGCUGUGCCGAUACGAAUCAAUCCGGCAUUGAGAAAUUUCAACUCGGUUUAUAAGACGAAUAUCGACGUGUUGCAUUUCCGACGAACCGAUCAGAGUCGAUUGCAUCAAAUCAACGAUGGGUUGAGUUAUUUGUUUGUUCAAUGUUCGGUGUUAUUGUUGGAAUGUGAGUGA
Molecule: messenger RNA, 1059 nt
Organism: Anisakis simplex (herring worm)
Lineage: Eukaryota; Metazoa; Nematoda; Chromadorea; Rhabditida; Anisakidae
Source: the annotation of a GenBank genome assembly